UAAAAUGUGUCACACGCGAAGGAACACCGACCGAGUAACACGUUUAUAAAAAGUGCUUUUUAAAAACGGUGACAUAACGCGGGAGGUACGUCUAUAUUUAUUACCAAAAUUCGACUGUACACAAUCAAAAAAUGGAAAAGAAGAAAUGAAAUCCUUCUACAUUUUACCACUUCUAGCAUUCUUGCUCAGUUGCCAUGUGCACUUCUGUGGGUCACGCUCAGGUUUGGCAUAUGCUUCAAAUCCAGUUUCCCUACCAGUGAACAGUAAUUCCCUUCGGGCCGUAUGUAGAAUGCACCCUAACACUCAGUUAUCACCUGGAAUGCCCUGUGUGUACGGUCAUGUUUUUUUCAAACAGUCUGGUCCAAAGGAAAAGCUGAGCGUGACUUUCAAACUGUAUGGUCUCCCUGUCUACAGCCAGCAGCCCAGAGCAAUGCACAUUCAUGAGUACGGAGACUUAAGCAAAGGCUGCGGAUCUACAGGUGGGCAUUACAAUCCCCUCGGUGUGAACCAUCCACAACAUCCAGGGGACUUUGGGAACUUUGUUCCUGUUAAUGGGAAGAUUCGUCAAUCACUGGACUCCAGUGCAACACUCUUUGGGAGACUCUCAAUAAUUGGCCGGUCUGUUGUGAUUCAUGCAGGAGAGGAUGAUUUAGGCAGAGGUGGGAAUGUGGAAAGCUUGCUGAAUGGCAAUGCUGGAAGGCGAUUGGCAUGCUGUGUUAUUGGACUGGCAAACCCCCAAAAUUAGCACAUACAAAUAACAUAUACAUUUUUUUUUUUUAAGUAUUUAUCAGCUGAAUAACUGAUAUGCUUUGAAAAUGGAAUUGUAGAGUAACAUUGCUCAAAAUGCCUGGUUCUUUUUAUCUACAACACUAAAUAAACAUUAAAGUUAAUAAAUUGG
Molecule: messenger RNA, 898 nt
Organism: Sinocyclocheilus anshuiensis
Lineage: Eukaryota; Metazoa; Chordata; Actinopteri; Cypriniformes; Cyprinidae
Gene: sod3b
Product: superoxide dismutase 3, extracellular b
Exons: 2
Coding region: 146-745 (199 amino acids)
Biological process (GO): superoxide metabolic process
Molecular function (GO): copper ion binding
Source: RefSeq, a predicted model, not a curated record